GAAACCAAGCACGACUCUCGUGGCCGCGACCCAGCGAGCAAAUUUCUUUGCCGUUUUUGGAAAGAAGAGUUCGAGAGGUUGGAGAGAGCCCAAUCGAAACCCUAGGGUUUCUCUCAUCCUUCAUUCUCCUCCGGAUUCGCCUUCGGAGCACAUUGGUUUUUGUAUUCUUCCAGCUAUGAAAUCGGUGGAAGUGUCUAUGCAUCACAGCAAAUGUGAAGAAAAUAUUUGUCAAACUGAUUCAAUUUGUUUGCAUACUUUCUCGGAUUUGUCCCAUGUUCCGCCAGCAGCUUUUGUAUAUUUGUUGAAGGAGUGUUACAUUUGCGGGUCGCAUAAAGCAACUCAUAAAUUCCGAGUUCUUCAGCAGCAGGUUACGCAAGCCCUGUACAAUUCACCACAACCAGAUGCAUCCACUUUUGUAGCACAAUGCCUUUAUCUCUUACCUUCACUUGGGCCUCCAUAUACAGAGGGCUUCAGCCACCUGCUGCUAUCUUCUCUUAGGCGUGUAAAAACUUCAAAAUCAGUUUUAUCGGACUCAUCAGAUGCAAGACAUCAUGCAGUGCAGUUAUCUCUUGACAUUCUAGCCGGUUUUGUUCCCCAUGAAGAUCGCAUUCUUAUCAAGGUUCUAGAAAUUUAUGAUCUUGAGUUGAAAGAUUUUGGAGAAGCCAUAUGUGGUUUGGAGCAUGAUGGCAUGCUAGACAUAGCCAAGGCACACAUGGAACACUAUAUAUUUAACUUCAUAAAAGCAGAGUCUUACAUGACUGCUGUGACACUGCUGGAACGCUUUCAGAUCCACCUAUCCAGUGAAUCACUUCUUGUGAAAAUGAUGCAAAACAAUCAAUUUAAAGCAGCUGAAAAAUGGGCAACAUUCAUGGGAAAACCUAUGUUAUGUUUACUUGUUCAAACUUAUCUGGACAUGAAGAUGCUAAAGAAUGCUUAUAACAUGAUUACGAGGAAUAAUCUCAAGCAAGAGUUUCCAUAUGUAUAUCAUUUGUAUAAAGAAAGCUCACUUAAAAAAUUGGCUGAGAAAGGUUGUUGGGAUAUUGCAGAAUCAAGGACGAACAAAGAUAGGCAACUUCUGGAGUAUCUAAUUCUGUCUAUCAACUUGUGUUAG
This is a messenger RNA of Dioscorea cayenensis subsp. rotundata (Guinea yam), 1111 nucleotides long. RefSeq lists its product as uncharacterized. Lineage: Eukaryota; Viridiplantae; Streptophyta; Magnoliopsida; Dioscoreales; Dioscoreaceae. The record is from RefSeq and is a predicted model, not a curated record. Bases 176 to 1111 code for a protein of 311 amino acids. The transcript has 5 exons.